AUGCUUAGCCCACUCAAAACAACAAAAUUGGACGACGAGCUGUUUAGUACUGGUAAACAACGUUUGAAGAUGCAUUUGUUGUCGCCAUCUGCAUCUAUAACUUCAAUCAGAGAGACCCUCAGUUCGUCUACAUCUACAGUUACAUCCACAGAAGGCAAAACUUCUGUUUCUGAUGGAUUGCAUACUUCAAAUAAAAAGGAAGAACAGAAAAUCGCUGCUCAACAGGACCUUUGUAAAAAAAGACGCAUUGUUAUGACUGAUUCUUCUUCCAAAUCUCAACAGCAGUUACUCAAAGAAGAAAUCGAAAAAGAACUGGAAGAAUACUUUUCGUAUUUGGAUAAAAAUUUGAAUGCAACUGAUCUGACUCUGAGCCAGGAAGAUCCAUCACACUUCUGGGUUCAAAAUUCAUUGCGAUUUCCAUACUUAAGCAAAACUGCAUUCGACUUUUUAGCCAUUCCGGCCACAUCGGCCUCAACUGAACGGCUUUUUUCUGGGGCUGAGCUGAGUACCGAUGGAAAUCGAGGAAACAUAGGUCCAAAAUUACUCGAAUCUGAGGCUUGCGCCAAAUAUAACUACAGGGAACUAUUUAAGGACUUGUAA
This is a messenger RNA of Daphnia magna, 600 nucleotides long. RefSeq lists its product as uncharacterized. Gene Ontology annotation, molecular function: protein dimerization activity. Bases 1 to 600 code for a protein of 199 amino acids. The record is from RefSeq and is a predicted model, not a curated record. The transcript has a single exon. NCBI's taxonomy places the organism in Eukaryota, Metazoa, Arthropoda, Branchiopoda, Diplostraca, Daphniidae.